Messenger RNA from Megalobrama amblycephala (Wuchang bream), 991 nucleotides. RefSeq names its product macrophage mannose receptor 1-like. The record is from RefSeq and is a predicted model, not a curated record. Lineage: Eukaryota; Metazoa; Chordata; Actinopteri; Cypriniformes; Xenocyprididae. Bases 352 to 963 code for a protein of 203 amino acids. The transcript has 4 exons.
UAGUCACUUUGAAAGGUGUUUUCGGAUUUGGUUAAAUCAUUGAAAUGAUUGUUGUGAUUUCAACAAUAUACAUUUAUUUCCCAUCAUGCUGACAUUAUAACAUGAUGAAUUGAAUUAACUCCUUUUGUAAAGUGACACUGAGACAGAAAUAUUGAGGCAAUGCAAUUUACUUUCACAGAGAUGACAGGAAACACACCACAGAGUGAAAAUUACCUGGUGCACAUGUUUUGACUAAUCAUUCAGGGGUGGAGAGAGCAGUUUGAUCACUCUGAAUUAAAACAUGAUGUUUAAUACAGACAUUUGAGCAGUUUAUUAAGUCGACCUGUUUGUCUUUCUCACAGGCGUCUCAUCAUGAGGAACAGGUUACAGUUGGUGCUUUUCUCAGCUCUGUUGCACGUGACGCUCUCUUGGCUUCAUGAGUUUGUCUAUGUGCCCGGGCCCAUGAACUGGACGAAUGCGCAGAAGUACUGCAGACAGCAUUACUUUGAUCUCGCCACCGUCAAUGACCAGGCAGAUCACGACGAGCUGCUGAAAACUGUAGGAAUGGGACAUGUGUGGCUUGGAUUGUCUCGCACUACAUAUCCUGGACCCUAUGUCUGGUCAGAUCAGAGUAGCUCCACAUUCACAAAAUGGUUUCCUGGAAAACCGGACAAUCAGUUGUGUGCUAAAGUUUACAAUGGUUUUUGGUAUGACAGCAACUGUAAAUAUACUAAUGCAUUUGCGUGUUAUAUUGAUCGGAAGAGACAGAUUGUGAAACUGGAGGUGAAAUCAAGUCAAAAUCUGAAUGAUCCUGGAGUGAUGGACAAGAUUUUAUCGAAGAUGGAGCGGAUCCUGAAGGAGAAGGGAGUGACAGAAUAUGCUAAACUUUCAUGGAGAACCCAAUCUGAUGGGAAUGUCUUCCAAAAGAAGGAGCAGAAGAGUGAUGCCUCUAAACAGACCUGCGUUUCAAAUCUGUGGAAAUAAACAUUUACUGUACCACAUAACUACACUG